AUGGCAACUGACGAGUGGGAACAGAACACUCUCAUAAAUGUGGCAAUGCCACUCACAAACCUCCCUCCGUACAACGAGCAGAACACCAAGAACUGGUUUCUGCAGUUGGAAGCCAUUUUCUCAGUACGGAGAAUAACGUCACAGCCAGCAAAAUUCGCCAACGUGGUACAAGUUUUGCCACCUUCAGUUGUCGAUGAAGUAGCCGACAUCUUGGAACAUGUACUCGAGCAGGAGCCAUAUACUCGCCUCAAGGAUGCGAUUCUGAAACGAACUGGCCGUUCGGACGAGGAACUGCUCCAGGAACUUUUUACCCACGUCACCAGGGGCGACAGAACACCCUCACAGCUUCUACGCUUCAUGAGGAGCCGACUGGGGAAACAUUCCAUGGCCAAAUCAAUCUUGCGCGAACUGUGGAUGGACAAGUUACCCACUACCAUAACGCAGAUAUUGGCACCAAUCGCUGACCACAUUCCACUGGACCAGUUAGCAAACUCCGCUGACCGCAUCGCAACUAAACUGGACCAAGGAGUGUGUGCCGUGCAGCGCCCAGACGACACACCUGCCAAAGAAACGGAUCUGGAAAAGGCAGUAGCUGACCUGCAACAUGAGCUGCAGGAUAUACGAAUGCUCCUUUCCCGCAAAUCGAGAGGCCCGAUGUCGGCGGUUGGCGACGGAGAGCUCGGAGUACCAGCAGGGAUCGACGAGUCGACCCGGAAUUAUGCUGGUACCAUCACAGAUUCGGCACCAGAGCAAGGAAUUGCUCGGCACCCUGCAAAUACAGCUCCAAAACCAAGUCGGAAAACUAAACAACCGGCGGGUAGAAUCGGCAGAACCCCCCCGGCAAAAACAUACGAAGCCGCCUUUUCUACGUAUGGGACCGACGGAACCACAUAA
Acanthosepion pharaonis is the source of this 894-nucleotide messenger RNA. The record is from the annotation of a GenBank genome assembly. Lineage: Eukaryota; Metazoa; Mollusca; Cephalopoda; Sepiida; Sepiidae.